Fundulus heteroclitus (mummichog) is the source of this 2803-nucleotide messenger RNA. It is a transcript of the gene mybl2b, whose product is annotated as v-myb avian myeloblastosis viral oncogene homolog-like 2b. Gene Ontology annotation, molecular function: DNA-binding transcription factor activity, RNA polymerase II-specific; RNA polymerase II cis-regulatory region sequence-specific DNA binding. Bases 246 to 2147 code for a protein of 633 amino acids. Gene Ontology annotation, biological process: regulation of DNA-templated transcription. The transcript is spliced from 15 exons. The record is from RefSeq and is a predicted model, not a curated record. Lineage: Eukaryota; Metazoa; Chordata; Actinopteri; Cyprinodontiformes; Fundulidae. Gene Ontology annotation, cellular component: nucleus.
CCCACGUCACAACCCUGGUUGCUCCGCGGAGAAGGGCGCGAGAUAGAAAUUGUAGAGCGCGGACGGAAUGAUCGUUCCGCCGCAGCUGAUUGUAGCCAGGCUGCAGAGUUUAGCUCCAACAUCGAACUUGCCGCACCGCUGCCGCAUUGUUUAACAUUCAGACAGCGGAGCGAUAUCAGCGGAGUUCAUUGGCGCAUGACGUGCAGCGGCGGCGGGCUGACCGUAAACAAGAGGAAAACAGGGACAUGUCCUGGUUGCCGCGCGGGGAGGAUGGAGACGAAGCCAUGCAGCAGGACACCGAUUCCGACGUGGCCGAGCAGAGGGACGGAGGGAAGGGGAAGGUGAAGUGGACGCAGGAGGAGGACGACCAGCUGAAAGCACUGGUCCAGACGCUGGGCUCCGGUGACUGGAAACAGAUAGCCAGCUACAUCCAAAAUCACACAGAGCAGCAGUGUCAGCACCGCUGGUACAAGGUCCUGGAUCCAGAACUGGUUAAAGGUCCGUGGACCAAGGAGGAAGACGAGAAGGUCAUAGAGCUUGUGAACCGCUACGGCAACAAACAGUGGGCAAUAGUGGCCAAGCAUCUGAAGGGCAGGCUGGGUAAACAGUGCAGAGAGCGCUGGCACAACCACCUCAAUCCCAACGUGAAGAAGUCGUCGUGGACUACAGAGGAGGACCUCAUCAUCUACAAGGCUCACUGCCUGCUGGGAAACCGCUGGGCCGAGAUCGCCAAGCUGCUACCUGGAAGGACGGACAAUGCUGUCAAAAACCACUGGAACUCCACCAUCAAGCGCAAGCUGGAGAUGGGCUUCUACGCCCGGGAGGUGUUCAGACCCAACGAGCUUGAGGAGCUGUUGGCGCGCUUAAAUAAAGACACGCAGGGCGCCAGCGGCUCUCAGGACGCUCCAGGCCAAGAGGCAGAGCAUCAGCCAUGCCUCUCUGAAACUCCGGCUCCCGCUGCCGAGUCUCCCAGCGAAGCAGAGCCGUCCAAAGCCGUCUCCUUCCUCAAGGACGGUUCCAGCGACAAGACCGAAGAGGACAGCAGCGAGGAGCCGAGCGGCACCAACUGGGUGGUGGACGGCUCUGGGUUUCUCUCCCCGAAUGGCCCCGCGCUGAAGGAAGUGCUCGACAUGGUGGACGGGGACCUGGACGGCUGGUGCAACCUGGCGGCGUUUGACCUCCCCGAAGACAGCCCCAGCCCCGAGCGGCACCAGUUCCGCCUGGAGGGCAGCGCCCUGCAGGAGCUGAGCAAAGGCAGCAAGGGGGAGCUCAUCCCCAUCUCCCCCGGAGGGAUCAGCCCACCGUCCAUCCUGACCCGCCGCGGCCGCAGACGCGUCACCUUGUCUCCGGAUAGCCGUCACUCUAUGACACCCAAGAGCACUCCUGUCAAAAUCCUGCCCUUUUCUCCGUCUCAGUUCCUGAACCUGUGGACGAAGCAGGACUCUCACGACCUGGAAAACCCGUCCCUUACGUCCACGCCAGUGUGCAGUCAGAAGGUCAUUGUGACCACGCCGCUGCAGCGAGACAAGACCCCCCUCACCCAGAAAGAGAACUCAGUGUUCGUUACACCCAACCACAAGUCCGAGAUCUGCACAACCCCACGGACUCCGACGCCGUUCAAGAAUGCCAUGGAGAAAUACGGCCCGCUGCAGCCUCUGCCUCAGACUCCAAACCUGGAAGAUGACAUCAACGAGGUCAUCCUGAGAGACGCGGGCAUAAACCUGGUCGUGGUCCAGGCCACGCCACCGGAUCAGAGGCGCAAAUCAGCGCACCGGCCCCCUAUGAAGAAAGUACGGAAGUCACUGGCUCUGGACGUCGUGGACUGCCAGGCGAUGCCAACGUCCAAACGCAAAUCCAGCAAGGCUGAAGCCAAGCGAAACAUCAAGGAGGAGCCUGUUACCGUUUGUCUCAACUCCUCGUCGUUUUGCAGCAAGAGGCAUGAAAACAUAUUAGACCAGGGCUUCCUGUUGGGACCGAGUGAUACCACCAUAUUUCCCAGCGCAGGGCCUCCAGCGCCUAUGUCAAAAGAAUGGAAGAAAGUCGUUUGCGGGCAAACUAAAGACCAGCUCAUAAUGACGGAGAAAGCCAGACGCUACCUCCGCUCUGCCAACGGCCGUCCUCCCACCCGGGCGCUGAUUCUGUCCUGAGAUCCGUCUGUCUCAUACGGGGGGGGGGAGGGGGUAAAAGAGAUAAUGUGUAGUAUAAAAACAAUGAAGCAGGAAUCCAGACACCGACAGUUAAAAUAACUCAGAGUUUUGGUUUUAGAUGUUGGCUCCUCAUGAACCCCUCACUUAUGAUUGUUGUUGAUCUAUACUUGUUAAAAAAAGAGCGGUGCUUGUAAGCAUAACAAAUCAAGUGUAAAGUGUUGCCAUCAGUGAAAAGUCUGGGUUUUACAUGCAUAAUGUAUCGGAAAAGUAACAGUUUUGACGUGUAAAGUACAAGCACUCAGGGUAGCAUCACCAUGUCUAGUCAUUGUAUGGAGAAGAUGUAGACCGGCUGAUCAAUGGUAGGUUGAGCGAUGAUGUUGUUCUAAGACCAAACAAACACGGGGAGAAACCAACAUGUUGCAAAGUUAAAUGAAUAGUUCAUGAAUAAAGUUGACCUAUUACUACCUAUUAGAGGGGGGAAAAACUGGUUGGGCCCGGUAAGUUUUAUGCUGCCAAAGUCCUGAAGCAGAGAACUUCACUGAGCACUGUGGACAAGGUUGACUUGUUUGGCACUCUGUAAAUAUAUUUAGUCUAAUGUUUUAACUCUUGUGACAUUUUGUCUUGAGUUGGAAUAAAAAAAAACAUUUGCAUGUUCA